AUGACGAAUCCUAGCGACGAUCUCAACGAAGCAAUGGAGCAGCCGACGGAGCAGCGAUGGGGGCGAACGAGAACACGAACUGUCCUGCCUCAACCCUCUUCGGCGAUCUCAACCGAAGGCCCCUCGCCGAGCACGAUUCCUCCGCCAGCGCCCGACGCGCCCCUCGAACCCCUCGCAGCCACAAACAUUGGACCCGGACCUGUCACCGACCAGUUGGUAACUAACGCCGCAACUCUCCUCAGCGCCGCUCUCACCAACACUGCCGCUCGCUCCAAUGCCGCUCUCCCCAAUGCUUUGCCCGUCCAAAGGAGCGGACUCGACGACCUGAUGCAAGUCAUACUCGAUCGACUCGCUGGUCAGGAAACGCGAACAAACGAGCGGCUCGAAGCAAUUGUGGCAGCGCAGGAAGCGUCGCAAAAUCAAAUUAGCAGGCUCCAGCAACGAAGGAGCGAGCGCCAGAGUGAGAACGACCCCGGCGAUCAGCACGCAAAUCCACCGCCCCCUGCGAUGUUGUCCGUAGAAGAACGCUACGAAAGCCAUAGACGCCCACCAGCAUCGAUCAUCGUAGGCUCCAUGGAAGAACGCCCCAGAGAAGUCCCAUCCGAGAACCAAAACCAAACGCAGAGACGAAGCGGAAGCCCGCCGACCCCAACUUUGCCGAGCCGACAAACCGACGCAGAUCUCAAGGACAAAACCAUACGGCGCCUUGAGAUGAUGAUCCAAGAACUCUCCUCGAGAGUUCACCGGGCAACGAGCUCGGCCCCCAAUCUCGACCGAGUACUCGAAGAGGUUCAGCGCUCGCCGUUCACUGCAAGGAUCUCUCGCGUUCGUGUUCGUUACGUAAACAAGUUCAAGUUCACUCCGUACAAUGGAUUGGAUGACCCAAAGCCGUUUCUGACUUCUAUGAGUUUUGCUAUAAGCCGAGCUCACUUCAGUGAAGAGGAAUACGAAGCUGGCUGCUGUCAACUCUUUGUCGAGAACCUAGCUCACGAAGCUUUGGGAUGGUUCGCUCGGCUCCCGCUGAACUCUAUCGGAAGCUACCACGNGAGCUGA
Camelina sativa (false flax) is the source of this 1053-nucleotide messenger RNA. Lineage: Eukaryota; Viridiplantae; Streptophyta; Magnoliopsida; Brassicales; Brassicaceae. The record is from RefSeq and is a predicted model, not a curated record.